This is a messenger RNA of Nanorana parkeri, 1341 nucleotides long. Its product is annotated as T-box-containing protein TBX6L-like. The record is from RefSeq and is a predicted model, not a curated record. Gene Ontology annotation, molecular function: RNA polymerase II cis-regulatory region sequence-specific DNA binding; DNA-binding transcription factor activity, RNA polymerase II-specific. Lineage: Eukaryota; Metazoa; Chordata; Amphibia; Anura; Dicroglossidae. Gene Ontology annotation, cellular component: nucleus. The coding region runs from base 1 to 1341 and encodes 446 amino acids. The transcript is spliced from 8 exons. Gene Ontology annotation, biological process: positive regulation of DNA-templated transcription; heart looping; cell fate specification.
AUGCACAACACAGCGACACUGGGCUGCUGCCUGACCACCACACCUGACCCCCUCCGCCGAGAUAUGUGUGCAAAUCUGCCCCCAUCGGCCGGGUACUAUCUGCCCCCUCAGUACGUCUCCUCUGCCUUGCCACCACCAACCUCACCGCAGAUCACCGCCCGGCUGGAGAACAAGGGACUGUGGGAGAGGUUCAACUCUGUGGGAACGGAAAUGAUACUCACCAAAAAUGGCAGACGCAUGUUCCCGGAGUUCUCGGUCUCCCUCUCCGGUCUGGAUCCGCACCGUCUGUACUCCCUGUGCGUCCAGGCCGUACCCGAGGGAGAGAACCGCUACAAGUGGAGGGACGGGGUCUGGAGCAGGAGCGGCCGAGCAGAACCGGGACCACCGACCUGCCUCUACCUCCACCCGGAGUCACCGGCCCCCGGCCACCGAUGGAUGGAGAGAGCCGUCUGCUUCAACAAGAUCCGACUCACCAACAACACCCUGUGCCAGGGGGGGCAGAUUGUGCUCCAGUCCAUGCACCGCUACUCCCUGCGCCUCUACGUCAUCCCCACCUCCAAUGGCGGAUCUCCACCAGGACCGGUGACCACCUUCUCCUUCCAUGAGACUUCGUUCAUUGCGGUGACCAGCUACCAGAACCCCAGGCUCUCUCUGCUGAAGAUUGAGGAGAACCCGUUCGCCAAAGGAAUCAAAUACUUCAAGAAUCAGCAAGAAAGCCACACACCAAAGAAAAGGAUCUGCGGGCCAGAACAGAACGACAGAGACCCGGAGUGUAAGCGGUUUAAAGAGAGCGCACGGCUGGACCCAGCAAACCCGGCUGGAGGUGCAGAAGAGUCCCCGGCGGUAUUGGAUGAGAGUUCAGAGGAAAUGGAGGAAAAGCCGGAAUCCUUGGAAGGGUCGGGGCAGGAGAGAGCGGAGACACGACCACCUGGAAAAGUCACUUCAAGGGCCGGCGAGGACAGGAGACGUUGGGGGGCCGACAGAAAUCUGGACUGCGGGGGAGAUCGGAGUGUAUGUGAGAGCGCAGAGGAAGGAGAAGAAGGGGGGCAAAGGACAGACACCAUUAUACAAUGGGGACCCCCCACACAGAGAGCAACAUGGCUGCCGCCCCCCGCGCUGACACCCUACACUCCCUCCACCUGUCUGAUGGGGCACAGGUUCGUUCAGUCCGGCAUGGCGUCGUUCUCUGCUCUGCCCCCCGUUCCUCCUCCCUAUUUCCUCAGCUCGUGGACUUCACCAUCAGGCAGGCUUAGUCAUCCCCAUCCCGGACUUCACCCUCAGUUCUUCCAGCAGGUGUGUGCUCUGCCCUGGUACCUGUCCCCGCAUGUAACCUCCAGAUGA